Molecule: messenger RNA, 1434 nt
Organism: Aspergillus chevalieri
Lineage: Eukaryota; Fungi; Ascomycota; Eurotiomycetes; Eurotiales; Aspergillaceae
Exons: 4
Coding region: 1-1434 (477 amino acids)
Biological process (GO): glucose 6-phosphate metabolic process; intracellular glucose homeostasis; glycolytic process
Cellular component (GO): mitochondrion; cytosol
Molecular function (GO): glucokinase activity; ATP binding; D-glucose binding
Source: RefSeq, a predicted model, not a curated record
AUGGAUAGCCAGCGUCCCAUUCCGGACGUUCUCAAGGACGUUCCUAAGGAACUCGUCAACGAAGCUCUGCGCAUACGAGAUACGUUCAUGAUAGACCAAGGCCAAUUGAAAGAGAUUACCGAUCGUUUUCUUUUCGAAUACCAAAGAGGCCUAGAAAGUGACGACAGUGACAUCCCAAUGAACGUAACCUGGGCGAUUGGCACUCCCACCGGCGACGAAACAGGCACAUACCUCACCAUCGACAUGGGCGGCACAAACCUCCGCGUUUGCGAAGUAACCCUCACCCCGACCCCGGGCGGCUACGACCUCAUCCAGUCCAAAUUCAAGCUUCCCGAUGACUUGAAAGUCGGCCUCGCAGACAUGCUCUGGCAGUUUAUCGCGGAUUGCCUAUACCAGUUCCUGGAAGAACACGGAUUGCUUGCAAAGAGAGGCAAGAAUGAAGCGAGGCUGCCGCUGGCAUUCACGUUUUCGUUUCCGGUUGCGCAGGACAGUAUAAGACACGGGGUGCUGCAGCAGUGGACGAAGGGUUUUAAUAUUGGGGGUGUGGAAGGGAAGGAUGUUGUGCUGCAGUUGGAGAGAGCUUUGAGGGAUAGGGAGCUCCCUGUUGAGAUUGUUGCGUUGGUCAACGAUACCACGGGGACGUUGAUUGCGUCUGCGUAUAAGGAUCCGGAGAUUCAAAUUGGGAGUAUCUUCAGCACGGGGUGUAAUGCCGCUUACAUGGAGGAUUGCGGGUCGAUUCCUAAGAUCGCGCAUCACAAGCUUCCUCUAAAUACUCAGAUUGCUAUAAACACUGAAUGCGGCGCCUUUGAUAAUUCUCAUCACAUCCUCCCACGCACGCCCUUUGAUGUCGAAAUCGACGAUACGUCUCCUAAGCCCGGACAGCAAAUCUACGAGAAGAUGGUAGCAGGUCUCUACAUUGGCGAAAUCGUCCGCUUAAUCCUCCUCCACCUCCACGAAUUCUACGGCCUCUUUGCAAGAGACAACAAUGACAUAGCCCGUCUCCGCAACCCAAGCGCAAUUGACUCCUUUAUCCUCUCAAAACUAGAAGAAACUCAUUCCUACAGCCCCGAUUCCUCCAUCGAGAUCCAAUCUCUCUUCCGCGACUCUCUAGGUAUCAACCCAGCGCCCCCUGAACUAAACCUCUGCUGCUUCGUUGCGGAAUUCGUUUCCACGCGCGCGGCGAGAUUGUAUGCGUGCGGGAUUGCGGCGAUACUUAGGAAGAAGAACAUUAGGUCUUGCUCGGUGGGGGUGGAUGGGUCUGCGUUUACCAAGUAUCCACGGUUUCGGGAGAGGGCUGUGGGUGCGUUAAGGGAGGUGCUGGAUUGGCCGGAGGGCGAGGAGUUGAUUAGUUUUCGACAUGCGGAGGAUGGGUCUGGGGUUGGGGCUGCUUUGAUUGCAGCGUUGGCCGAGAAGGUGGGGAGGCAGCAGGGAUGA